AUGAAGUCCUUUGUCGCUGCCGGCCUCGCGGCUGCCGUUGCUGCCUACCCCCAGGCCUCCUCCGACGCUGAGUGUGCGUCCUCUGCCCCGGGCACUUUCGCCAUCACCACCGUCAAUGCCACCACCACUCCCUCCAGGAUGGUCAGGCGCCAGCUUGAUGGUACUCUUCAGCUGUCUCUCGAGGAUGGCAAGUUGACCGACCAGGCUGGUCGCACCGGUUACAUCGCCGCCAACUACCAAUUCCAGUUCGACCAACCCGUACAGGAGGGUGCUCGCGAGACUGAAGGUUUCGGUCUCUGCAGCAACGGCUCCAUGUCCCUGAUGGGCUCCGCUGUCUUCUACCAGUGCUUGUCUGGAGACUUCUACAACCUGUACAGCCAGUCGACUGGUGCUCAGUGCAUUCCCAUCCACAUCCAGGCUACCAUGUCCGAGGAGACCGGCCCCGUCUCCCAGAUCUCCGAUGGUCAGCCCCAGGCUACCUCUGCCGGAGCUGUUACUCAGAUCUCCGACGGUCAACCCCAGGCUUCCACCCCCGGCGCCGUUGUCACUCAGAUCUCUGACGGUCAGCCCCAGGCUUCUUCGCCUGCUGUCGUUACCCAGAUCUCCGAUGGCCAGCCUCAGGCAUCUGCCCCUGUCGUCACCCAGAUCUCUGAUGGUCAGCCCCAGGCCUCCGCCCCCGUCGUUACUCAGAUCUCCGACGGCCAGCCCCAGGCUUCCGCUCCUCUCGUCACCCAGAUCUCCGACGGUCAGCCCCAGGCUUCUGCCCCGAUCGCCAACUCCACCAUGCCUCCCUUCUCAGAGUUCACUGGUGCUGCCUCCACUGGCACUGCCAGCAUCGGCGCUCUCGCUGCCGGUUUCCUCGCCCUCUUCUCCUUCUUGUAA
Messenger RNA from Alternaria ethzedia, 882 nucleotides. RefSeq lists its product as uncharacterized. The transcript has 2 exons. Gene Ontology annotation, biological process: fungal-type cell wall organization. Gene Ontology annotation, molecular function: structural constituent of cell wall. Gene Ontology annotation, cellular component: fungal-type cell wall. Bases 1 to 882 code for a protein of 293 amino acids. The record is from RefSeq and is a predicted model, not a curated record. Lineage: Eukaryota; Fungi; Ascomycota; Dothideomycetes; Pleosporales; Pleosporaceae.